AUGAGUACUCAAUACUUGCACGAGCCGAUCACUUCGGGAAAAGUGGUGCUCCAGACGACGGCCGGCGAUAUUGAGAUUGAGCUAUGGUGCAAAGAGGCGCCAAUGACAGCCAGAAAUUUCAUUCAAUUAUGUAUGGAAGGUUACUACGUCGGCGCCCCAUUUCACCGCUUAGUCAAGGACUUCAUCAUUCAAGGUGGCGAUCCGACCGGAACUGGGCAAGGUGGCGAGAGCAUCUAUGGUCAUCCGUUUAAAGAUGAAUUCCAUCAACGUCUCACUUUCAACCGUCGUGGCUUGUUGGGAAUGGCUAAUUCUGGCCGGGAUUCUAACGGCUCCCAAUUUUUCUUCACGCUCGGCACCGAUCCCGUCCAAGUUCGCGAGUUGACGAAGAAGAAUACAUUAUUCGGAAAAGUCGUUGGACCGACUAUGUUUAAUAUGCUGAAACUGGCGGAAUGUGAAGUGGAUGCCAACGAGCGGCCAACCACCAUCUAUAAAAUCACAGGAGCAAAAAUCGUCAACCAUCCCUUCAAGGAUAUUAAGCCGAGAGAAAAGGAGCGUCGAGAGAAGAAAAAGAAGGAGCCGAAGGUUGUUGAGACUAAGAAACUAAACCUUUUAUCCUUUGGUGAUGAAGCAGAAGAUGACGAGGCUGAAAUUCUGGAGAUCAAUAAGAAAAUUGGCACUAAAGGAAAGAGUGCUCACGACGUGCUGAAUGAUGAAAAGCUCAGCAAACAGGUGGCCGUGACCAAGGAGGAAAUGGCUGAUUAUGAUCCGGAAGAAGAAGAGCACGAUCCGACAGCCACCAGCCGUAUCCGCGACAAAUUGGCGAAAAAGAGGAAGCAUGAAGAGGACAAGCCAGAGGGUGCUGCCGAGGAGGACCUCGCCGAUAUUAUUGAGCAAGAGCGGAAGAAGGAGGAGCAGGAGAAAUUGGAUGCGAUGACGAGCGAGCUCAAAGCUAUGCAAAAAGAAUAUAUGAAGGCGCUGCGCGGGCCCAAGCAAAAGAAAGUCGAAGCUGUAGAGACCCCGGUCUCGGACGUGUUGGCCGAUUACAAGGAGAUGCGUCUGAAAUACAAAUCGAAGACGAAGAAGCUGAAGAGUAAGCGUGACGACGAUCGAGAGAACCAGACGAUGCAAUUGCUCGAGCGCUUCCGCGCCAAGCUGGACGCCGCCGAGCGAACGGAUAUUUUGUUUGAUAAGAAGGUGGCUGCUGAUCUCCCUGCACGUAUCGAUCUUGGCGGCGAAGGUGAAGAAGAGGAAGAGGAAGGCAAGGAAAAAGCUGGCGAGGAUGGCGACGCAGCAGGGCCCUCUGAGGAUAAGAAGUUCGGCUACGACUUGGAUGCUGAAGAUGAGGCCGGGAGCGACUGGAUGCAGCACAAGUUUGUGGCCGAAGAUGCGGUGGAUCCAAACCUGACGAGAGCCUUGGAUGCUAAUUUGCGCGACGAGACUGGCGACUGGUUCGACCUCAGCGACCCUCGGCAUCCCAUCAACAAGCGAAAGCGUGGGGAAAUU
Messenger RNA from Mesorhabditis spiculigera, 1503 nucleotides. NCBI's taxonomy places the organism in Eukaryota, Metazoa, Nematoda, Chromadorea, Rhabditida, Rhabditidae. The record is from the annotation of a GenBank genome assembly.